Molecule: messenger RNA, 2559 nt
Organism: Arabidopsis arenosa
Lineage: Eukaryota; Viridiplantae; Streptophyta; Magnoliopsida; Brassicales; Brassicaceae
Source: the annotation of a GenBank genome assembly
GAUUAGGGACUACAAUUCAAGCAUAUGUGAUAAAACAUAAAUUAUUGAAGACGAUCAUGCAACCUUCAAGAACAGGAGUGAUCAUGAAGCAGAGAAAGAAGAGUAAUCUCUCAAUCUUCGUAAUCGUCUUCUCUCUUUUCCUCUUGGGGAUCUUCAUGUACAAUGACAACCUCAAAUCCUCCAUUGCUGAUUUCACAUCUUCGAACCCAUUCUUUAGUUCAUCUGUGGAGUUGCCGCCGGAGGAGUGUGAUCUCUUCACCGGUCAAUGGGUUUUCGACAACAAGACAUAUCCAUUGUAUAAAGAAGAAGAGUGUGAGUUCUUGACGGAGCAAGUGACUUGCUUAAGAAACGGAAGGAAAGAUUCUCUGUUUCAGAAUUGGAGAUGGCAACCUAGAGACUGUUCUUUGCCAAAAUUCAAAGCGAGGGUGUUGCUAGACAAGCUGAGGAACAAGAGAUUGAUGUUUGUUGGUGACUCGUUAAACCGGAACCAAUGGGAAUCAAUGGUUUGUUUGGUUCAAUCAGUGAUUCCUCCCGGUAGAAAGAGCUUAAACCAGACCGGUUCUCUCACUGUUUUCAAAAUUCAGGACUAUAAUGCGACGGUGGAGUUUUAUUGGGCGCCAUUUUUGGUAGAAUCAAAUUCAGACGAUCCGAGAAAGCACAGUAUAAUCGACCGUAUAAUAAUGCCAGAGUCUAUCGAGAAACAUGGAGUCAACUGGAUAGGUGUUGACUUUCUUGUCUUCAAUAGUUACAUCUGGUGGAUGAACACUGUCUCCAUCAAAGUUCUACGUGGAUCGUUCGAUGAUGGGGACACAGAGUAUGAUGAGAUCAAACGGCCAAUAGCAUACGAGAGGAUGUUGAGGACAUUGGGAGAUUGGGUAGACCAUAAUAUUGAUCCUCUAAGUACAACUGUUUUCUUCAUGAGCAUGUCUCCUCUUCACAUCAAGAGCUUAGAUUGGGAUAAUCCUGAGGGUAUAAUGUGUGCUUUAGAGACAACACCAAUCUUAAACAUGUCUUUCAACGUGGGACCUAACUAUAGGCUGUUUUCCGCGGUGGGAACGGACUAUAGGCUGUUUUCGGUGGUGGAAAACGUUACGCAGUCUUUCAAAGUUCCUAUUCAUUUCCUCAACAUCACUGCAUUGUCCGAGUAUCGUAAAGAUGCACAUACUUCAGUUUACACGAUCAAGCAAGGGAAAUUGCUAACGCGGGAGCAGCAAUCCGAUCCAGCCAAUUUCGCUGAUUGCAUACACUGAGAAAGGAAAGCUUACCUUUCUCUGCUAUACUUUGCAGUCAUUCUUCUACCCGUAUUCCUUCUCGGAUCCUAUCUUUUCAACGAGAAGCAGCUGAGGAUUGGCCCGUUUCAGGAAUUCAAGACACAUAACCUGCAACUGCAAGAACACAUCAGUCCACCACAACAAAGCGAAGAAGAUAAAGACAAGAAGACUGAUCUUGUUCCUCUAGAAGUCUGUGAUGUUUUCACAGGAAAAUGGGUUCUUGAUAACGUCACACAUCCUUUAUACAAAGAAGAUGAAUGUGAGUUUCUCUCAGAGUGGGUGGAAUGUACGAGAAACGGGAGACCAGACUCUAAGUACCAGAAAUGGAGAUGGCAACCUCGAGAUUGCUCUUUGCCAAGGUUCGAUGGAAAGCUGCUACUAGAGAAACUCAGGGGAAAGAAACUGAUGUUCGUUGGUGAUUCAAUACAUAACCAUCAAUGGCAAUCCAUUGUUUGUAUGGUCCAAUCCAUCAUUCCCUCAGGAAAAAAGACCUUAAAACACACAGCACAAAUGUCAAUGUUCAACAUAGAGGAGUACAAUGCGACCAUAGCAACUUACUGGGCACCUUUCUUAGUCGAAUCAAAUGCUGAUCCUCCAGACAAUAGAGAUGGGAAGACCGAUCCAGUAAUCAUGCCGCAAUCAAUAUCGAAACACGGCGAGAACUGGAAAGACGCAGACUACCUUGUAUUCAACACCUACAUAUGGUGGACCAGACAUUCCAAGAUCAAAGUUCUCAAACAAGAAUCUAUCAACAAAGGAGACUCAAAAGACUACGAUGAAAUCGAAAUCGAAAUCGUAUACGAACAAGUGUUAUCAACAUGGACAAAUUGGCUAGAACAAAACAUCAACCCAAAUCAAACAUCUAUCUUCUUCAGCAGCAUGUCACCAACUCAUAUCAGAAGUUCAGAUUGGGGAUUCAAUGAAGGAAACAAGUGCGAAAAAGAGACAGAACCAAUACUAAACAUGUCAAGACCAAUAGAUGUUGGAACAGAUCGAAGACUUUACGAAAUCGCAGUGAAUGUGACGAAAUCAACAAAAGUGCCUAUACAUUUCCUCAACAUAACGACGAUGUCAGAGUAUAGAAAAGAUGGGCAUACCACAUUUUACGGUUCGAGAAAUGGGAAACUCAUAACUCCGGAGCAGAAAUUGGAUCCGAGAACUUUUGCUGAUUGUUAUCAUUGGUGUCUUCCGGGAUUGCCUGAUACAUGGAACGAGUUGCUCUCUCUGUAUAUUAUCUACAAAAGUUGAUGUUUUUUUCGAUUGAAUGUGAUAAAGUUGAAAAUUUACA